AAAUUUUCUGUCAUCAACUAACUAAGCCUGAUCGAUCAUAUUCAAUUCCAGAUCCCCAGAGAGAGAGAUGGUGCGAACACCUUGCUGUGAUGUGAGUGGGAUGAAGAAGGGAACAUGGACGGUGGAAGAAGAUAAGAAGCUAGCUGCUUAUAUUACUAAAUAUGGCUGCUGGAACUGGCGCCAGCUUCCCAAAUAUGCAGGAUUGUCGCGGUGUGGAAAAAGCUGCAGAUUGAGAUGGAUGAACUAUCUGAGGCCCAACAUCAAAAGAGGAAACUACAGCCAAGAAGAAGAUCAACUCAUCUUGAAGUUGCACCGUCAACUGGGCAACAAAUGGUCUGCCAUUGCAACACACUUACCAGGAAGAACAGAUAACGAGAUUAAAAACCACUGGCAUACUUCUCUCAAGAAACUCACAGAACAAGGAUAUGCAUCAUCGUCUUCCCCAACUCAACAACCUAGGAAGAAACCCUCCGCCGGUCGAACCAAAAGGUCACGCAAACAGCAAGAGAUUCCUUCUUCUGUGUCCGCACAUGAAAUCUUGGAGAGUUCCCAGUGGUCUUCUUCUUCUUCUUCUUCUCCUUCUUCUUCUUCUUCCCCGAGCAUAGGAACUUCAUCGCCAAACGGCGAAAACACUCCUGAGCCUUCUCCAGAUCAGAUUCAAACGCCGCAAAUUCUUGGGUCGUCGGAGGAUGAGAGCUUUUGGAAUGAACCGUUCUUGCUGGACAACGCUUUCGCCUCCGAUGAUUUCCUCGACUACCGGCCGGCUUCUCCCUUUUCUCAGUACGGCGAGUUUUCCAGCUCCUGCAACUUAGUUGAUGAACUUGUCAAUGAGUUGAUGGAUUAUUUGUGAAAUGUUAUUACUAAGCCUAGCAAGCAAGUAAUAUAUGCUUUGCAAAUCAGAUGAAAUACACACAGACACACGUACAUGUAUGUGUGUAUAUAUAUCAUAUAUGCAUAUACGCAUGUAUGUAUGUAUACAUGUGUACGUGUAUGUAUAUGAAUAUGAACUUGUGUGCAUGAUUAUAUUAUAGGGUUUAAUUCCCAUCACUUCUGUAUAAUAUUAUCCAACAUGA
Ipomoea nil (Japanese morning glory) is the source of this 1073-nucleotide messenger RNA. RefSeq names its product myb-related protein Myb4-like. Bases 68 to 850 code for a protein of 260 amino acids. The record is from RefSeq and is a predicted model, not a curated record. The transcript is spliced from 3 exons. Lineage: Eukaryota; Viridiplantae; Streptophyta; Magnoliopsida; Solanales; Convolvulaceae.